AUGGAGGUGGAGCCGCCGGGUCUCCUGAGGUACCUCGUCGGAGCUGUGAUUAUGGUGGUGGGGGUGGUGCUCCCACUCGGCUACAUGAUGUUUCGCAACAAGCGGUCCCCUUCGUCGAGUUCUUAUUUCUCCAAGCAGACGUAGGUGAUUUCCUCUCCCUUUAUUUUCACGUAAAGGGAGAUUUCCGUCGCCUCGGACUUGUGACAUUGUUCCUGAUCUCCUAUUCUGGUCCUUGUUCAUCUUAUCCAGGAACAGAGCAGUGAUCUAGAGGGAGCGGGACAACCUUUUAUCUGCAUCGUCAAGCCUCCUCUGCCGUUAAUUGUGUGAGGUUUCUGCAGUAUUUGACCGGAGAACGAAGCAGAGGGGGUUUGAAGCCGUUCAUAAUUUUUGGUUUUCAUAUGCAGAUAUAGAGGAGUUGCCGGGAAAUUGCUUCAUGAUUCCGCUUCCUCCCUCCUCCCUCGCUCUAUUUUCUCAAGAAAAUUGCUCUAGAUUGUAGCAAAACACUUGAAAAUAACUGCUUUUCAGCAGUUCAUCUGAUCUUUCUUUUGGUCUCUGCGGAUUAAUUCUAAAAGGUUCCUUUUGA
Spirodela intermedia is the source of this 583-nucleotide messenger RNA. NCBI's taxonomy places the organism in Eukaryota, Viridiplantae, Streptophyta, Magnoliopsida, Alismatales, Araceae. The record is from the annotation of a GenBank genome assembly.